Cherax quadricarinatus is the source of this 1354-nucleotide messenger RNA. RefSeq lists its product as uncharacterized. The record is from RefSeq and is a predicted model, not a curated record. Lineage: Eukaryota; Metazoa; Arthropoda; Malacostraca; Decapoda; Parastacidae.
CCUCUGUGUAUAAGGCGAGAUAUUUGUGUGACGUCACAGCUGGGAUGGGUAUAUAAGGAGGGUUGAUGCUGCAGUCUGCCACAGGUCAGCUAUUAGAGUCGCACCAGCAACAUCCUCUCCAGCAACAUGAAGAUUUUCAUUCUCCUUGUGGUGAUUGGUGUGGUGUCAGCCCAGCUUGGUGCUGGCCAGGUGGGAGGUGCUGCUCCAGCCCAGGGUGCUGGAGGUGCUGCUGGUGUUGGUGGUCCUGGGGCAGCUCCUGUAAACCCCUACGGACCUAAAGUGUAUGGUUCUGGCCUCAACAAUCCCUUCGCCUUCCCUCACAACACGUGGGAAGUGAGUCGUGCUGCGGCGGUGGCAGCUACCAACCCCAACCUCUAUGUGCGCGUGGAGUCUGACGGAGGCUGGGAAUUCACCAACCGCUUCGGAGAGAAGGUUGAUGUGUACAACAGCUUCGGCCAAGAGCUUGACUAGUGCAGUCUUUAUCUCCUUCUGUCAUUCACCUCAUCUCGCCUCUAUGAAGGCUGUCACCUCAAUAAUUUACCCCUCCCAUACAUCUGGAUGUAAAAAAAACACAGGUUCUGUUGCUCUACAGCCCUGGCUAUACAGCAGGUCUGCUGCUACACAGCCCUGGCUAUGCAGCAGGUCUGCUGAUACACAGCCCUGGCUAUACAGCAGGUCUGCUGCUACACAGCCCUGGCUGUGCAGCAGGUCUGCUGAUACACAGCCCUGGCUAUGCAGCAGGUCUGCUGCUACACAGCCCUGGCUAUGGAGCAGGUCUGCUGCUACACAGCCCUGGUUAUGCAGCAGUUCUGCUGUGCAAAUCAUUAGAUACCAAUUGGAGUCAGAAUAAGAACAGUCAAUUUUGGCUGUGAUAAAAACGAUAAAAUCUUGAAUUUUGUAAGCUUUCAUGUAAAUAUUUAUUUCUACACGUCUCUCUCUCUCUCUCUCUCUCUCUCUCUCUCUCUCUCUCUCUCUCUCUAAGUCAUCUCAAAACACAACCGCUCGACUCUAUAGCCCAUGAAGGUGUGAGCUUUUCCUUAUCCUCCUGUCCUAGGUGUUCACAAGUGCUCAGUAGUGUUCACCAGUGUUCACACGUGUCCACAUGUGCCCACAAGCGUUCACUAGUGUUCAGCAGUGUUCACCAGCAUUCAGCAGUGUUUAGCAGCGUUCAGCAGUGUUCAGCAGCGUUCACCACGGAGGAUUCAGAACUAUGGCACACCUGGCAUGGGAGUUUUGGCUGCCCUGUGAUAACACACACGUCUACUGCUCCCUCUAUCAGGGGAAAUUUUGACUGAAAACUAUAACUUCAGUAAUUAUAAACAUUGAUUAUAUGUAAAUAAACAUAUAGACAGUA